AUGUAUCAACUCUUCCCACACCGACCUGACAGCAACAGCAACGAGAGUAGCCAGACUCUCAUCUCACCCUUCGUUUCCUGCUCCCCGGUGCUACCCGAGCUCCAUCACCCCUCUGCCUGCCGCAAAGAGGGCAUCAUCGAUCGUCCGGAGAGAGACGCAGUGCCGAGACAUCCUCGCAAGAUUCUUUCGCGCCCCGUAUUGUGCUACUUCACUCUCGACCUCCUUGUUGCCAUUCUCGCCGUCUACUUCAUCGCUUUUGCAAUUGCAGCCUACGCGAACAAUGGUCGAACCAUCGUGCAUCGUUCUGCCUCCAUCACUUCUCUCCUUCUGCAGGGCGCGCGAAUCGUGAGUGGCCCUUUCCACUAAAUCAGCCGCGUCACGGCAUUGACCCAGAAUACCCUCAAAGGGCACCACAGUCUUCACUAUCCUCUACGCAGCCCUUGUUGGCAGAUGCUUACUUGCAGUCGCCGCCUGGCGUCUCGAGAAAGGCUGUACCUUUGGCUUGGUGGAGCAGCUGCUGAGCAGCCGGACUGUUUCGAAUGCCGUAAUCAGUCCUCUGCGGUUGAUGAUCUUUACCUGGGCCACACCCGGUCUGAUCAUCCUGUGGUCCCUGUCACCCAUCGGCAGUCAAGCAGCACAACGCGUAGUCUACCAGGCUUCAGCUAUCUCUCAGGCUCCCAGCAAAUUCUACUACAUGGAUACUCCUUUGAGCACCACGUACGGGGAAAGCACCCAGGAUAGAUAUCAGUACAAGGCAUCGAUCGCUUUCCAGUCGGCUCUCUUGAUCGCGAGCGUCAACGGUAACGACACCCAAGACAUCUUUGGCAACAUCAGGAUCCCGCUUCUGGAGUCGAUCCCAACAGCUGAAGGCUUGCGAUCUAAAGAAUGGCUUGCGCUGCCUUCCAAAGAGACUGUGCUCUUCUCAUCUCAUGUCGGCAUACCAUUCAAUGGUACGACAAACCCAAGUGCUUCCACUUUUAGCCUGCAGACUUCGUACAUGCAUGCGAAUUGCAGUGUUCGAGAAUCACCGGGAGAAGAUCUUCCUCCCGUCUUCAAAGACGAAUCAUCUAAUCAGACCUUCAGAGCCAACGGAUAUAUAGGUGUGGAAACCGACGCUUCCCACAAUGGCAACAGUAGUCGUCCGCGAAGAAUUGUUCUGUCAAUGUCAACCUGGAGCAUUGACAAUGACUACUGGUAUACCACCAACUUGAGCUGCGCUCUGACUACGACCUACAUCGAAGCACAAAUCAAUUGCAACGGCACUUCUUGCUUCGUGCCAGCAAUCCGCAGAUCGAUCGAGCCGUACGCAUCGCCAAACAUCACCGUACUCGACGGUGUCAACACAACAUCUCCCUACGCUCCUUCAUCACCUGCAACCAUCGCUGGAGAAUUUCUUGCAAACUUCAUCAAUUCCACCGGGAACGACACGGGAGAAGGCGCCGUACCUAUCGCUCAAUAUCUUAUCGAUCCGAAUGCUGCCUUCGAUCUCAGAACGCAGUAUGCCGACUACGACCUCGGAUUCCAGAAAUGGGUAACUAUCGGAAGUGUUCCACCCGAGACGCUCUCGUUCCGUAUGACACAGCUGCUGAACACAUACCGCAUGUGUGCUCUGUCUACCAGCGGUGUCAACGGCGGGUUUGGAAUGCCUGACUACGGAGCGUACCGGACGGUGUCCGCAGAAGGCACUAUUUAUACGACUCGGGACACACUCAACGUCAGCGUCCCGUGGCUUGUCAUGUUGCUGCUCUCUUCCUUCGUCAUGCUCGCUGCUGGACUCGUUACGGCAACCCUCAACUUGACCCGCCGUGGACCAGACAUUCUGGAUUCUUUCACAGGGGUAGCGCAAGCUAGUAGACUAAUUGGAAUUCCGCCCGAGUCAUCUAUCGACAGUGCAUCCAAGAGAGUCCGGGACCUUCGUCGUAGUACUGUGAUACUGGGAGAUGUAAAGUCCCAGGAAGAAGUCGGACAUGUUGCUAUCGCUGUACCUCGGGAUGAUUCGCCUGUUGGGCGUAUUCUUCAAACGAGGAAAUAUCGCUGA
Molecule: messenger RNA, 2038 nt
Organism: Lecanosticta acicola
Lineage: Eukaryota; Fungi; Ascomycota; Dothideomycetes; Mycosphaerellales; Mycosphaerellaceae
Source: the annotation of a GenBank genome assembly